Molecule: messenger RNA, 696 nt
Organism: Ascochyta rabiei
Lineage: Eukaryota; Fungi; Ascomycota; Dothideomycetes; Pleosporales; Didymellaceae
Exons: 3
Coding region: 1-696 (231 amino acids)
Source: RefSeq, a predicted model, not a curated record
AUGUCUGCGCCCUCAGUUGAUAUCGAUCCCUCAGCAAGAUUGAUUACACCUAAUGGACUACCACUUGCUAUCAUUGUGAUCUCAGUCAUCUUUCUCAGUCUGUCCCUAGUCACUGUGUCCUUGAGGACCUACAUCCGCCUCAAGAAAGGCACUUAUGGUCUCGAUGAUGCAUUCAUGACGAUCGGAAGGAUCGUUUAUAUACCAGUUGUAGGGUUGGCAGUAUACGGAUGCCUUGUUGGCCUCGGCAGGCUGAACGAAGAUCUCAACGCAUGGCAGCAGGCUGAAGCUGUCCAGUACUACGCCAUCUGGAUCUUGCUGUACGUUGUCGCGCUGGCGACAAUCAAGUCGUCUGUGUGCAUCACUAUCCGACGGAUUGGUUCGAUUAAAAAAUCAUACAAAUUGACAGUCUGGGUUCUACUGGCAGUGACAUGGGCCUCGUUUCUUGUCACCUUCCUUGGCACCUUACUCUACUGCCAGCCAGUUCGUUCUUUGUGGACACCCGCAUUGAUUACUAGUGGUCAGGGCAGCUGUGCGCCCGUCGAUGUUUUUAUCAUCAUAGCGCACACCGCUACGGUCUCCACCAUCCUGACUGACAUGGCUCUUGUCAUCGUUCCUGCUGUUAUUCUGUGGAACACGCAAAUGAAAAGACAUGCAAAGAUCCAGGCAUUUGGGCUUCUGUCGUUCGCUUCUAUGUAA